GUGCGGGGCAGUGCUGGCGAGAGGUUCCAUCGUGACAGUGUGUCGCACGCCUUUGCUAGCCGUGCUGAAGCUUCUGCUUACGUUCUGGGCGCCGGCAAGCGUUUGAGUGAGAAGGGAGUGCGGUCGCUGCUUGGGGUAUCAGCGGCUGGCUAUUCAGCAUUAGCCCCAGUCCUCUUCUGCCCAGUUGAGGGGGACACAGUUUUGUUCAAUUCUGUGGCUUAUUUGGUGAAAUGUCGGUCUGGCGGCUUCAUGUUUUUGGUGCCCGACGUUCCAGAGGUGACCGACUUUGUCACUGCUCAGGAAGAUGUGUUUGGAUGCAGGACUUGCACCAUCACCGUGGAGCUUCCUCGUGGCAAACGCACCUCAGAAGAGAAUGCAGUGUUGGUGGAUGCAACUUGGGAUCAAGUUUCUUCUUUCACCCGAUGGUCGCCCCUUCGUGGCGACGAAGUAGAAACUGUGCAUCGCUUCUAUGUGGGGCAAAGCGCGGGCAGACCAUCCGCGGAGGCGGUGAUGGCGGCCGCAGAUGCUUGGAUCCACGAUGCCAUGGACGACGACACCGCUGGAGACUAUGUGACCGGCGACAGCGGCUUAGAGGGUUUUGCAGAACCUCCAGAUUCGGCCGCUCCGCCGCACGGUGGAACCGUGGAGCAGGAUGCUGUGCUUCAAAUGCAGCAGCGUAUCCUCGAGCUAGAGACUCGCCUGGGGACACUCCAAGGCAGUGCCGCUCUCCAUGCUACUCCAAAGGCUGGUGGUUUGCAGCUGCUUUCUUCUCCGUCUCAACCAGCGGAUGCUCAGGUGCUUCAAAGAUUGCGAGCUUUGGCAGGUUCUGGGCCAGGCCGUCUUGGCGCUCACGAACGUACUGCUCGCGCAGAACGGCCGGAGGUGGCGUUCGACAAUGCUCUGCAGGAGGAGAUGCUGGGGGCUACAGAGGAGGACGAGCUGCACGAAGCUCUGGCUACCACGCUGGAAGAGGUGCAGGAUCCUAUGCAGCGCCUUCUGGUACUACAGACGCAGCAGCUGAGCAUGCUGUCAAAGCAUCUCACAGCCAAGAACCUGGACCCAAUUCAGAAAGCUCUGGGGGGCUCCGAUGCAAGCGGCAGUUCAAGUUCAGGAGUCCGCGGCUGUCUGGCGCGGGAUGCUUUUCUGAAGAUGAGCCAAGAUCUUCCUCGACUGGCCAGUGUGGGGGAGCAGCAGAUUCUGACCGACCUUGGUCUCCAAGCGCCAGUGGGAGCGCGAUCUGGAAAUCGGGAGCUGCAGGGCUUUGCAAUGAAGGGCAUGACGUUUGUGGAUCAGGAACAAGCAGAGAGCUCAGUUGCAACCUUUCUCCAAACUGACAUCAGCGACUGCAGUGGCAGCCAAUGUGUCUUACCUGAAGGAUCUGGACUUUUUGGAAGGGCGGAUCCAAGCAGCUGGAAAGCCAACCAAAGCUACUCCUCAGGGGGACGAAAAGACCGAGGUGACACCGAGGCCAAAAAGGAAAGGCAAGGGAAAAGGAAAGGGGUCUCCCAGCCCAGCCGGCGAAGAGGCCACUACAGCUCCGAGCUGAAGUCUGAGGCAGUGCACCCAGAGUUGUUGUCCCAUGAUGACCUUUGUGGGAUGCAUUCGGGCAGUACGAAGUUGCUGUCUGACUUUGAAGUGCCUGCAACAAUUCAGUGCAUUGAGAUCAUGCGGGUGGUCUUGCAGUUAGUUGGCCAGAGCCAUUCUGGCUUAGGUGAGUUCCUGCGCCGAAGUCUUUUUCGCAGGAAGUCAUCAGUUUCUCGCCAUGUUUGCGGCAGUUGUAAUUCUGCCGAUUUAUGGCCCUGUCCCCCACCACUGUGGCGAUGGACGGGCCCAGCUAAGCUCUCCCCCCGGCGUCGCAAGAGAAGGAAGUUUUUAGAGACCAGGGCGAAGUUGUUGCAAGUUGUCAUCAUUGUUCUCAAUUGGCUUAGUUUGGGGUAUCCAAAAUACCCCUCAACUGUGUGCGAGUUGGGUGCCAAAAUCAGUGAUCAGCAGCAUGCCAUGAUUGAGCGUCUGGAGAGCCUGGUGGGCUAUUUUCUUCUUGCAGAACCCGUAGCUGCGGCUGAGCUAGGCCGGGCAGGGGAAAAGCUGAGCAAAAUUUGUGAUGCAGUAAUUCAACUCCCUUCCACUGUUCCAGACAUCAGUUGGGAUGAGAUGGCAAGUUUUUUAGAUUUGAUUCACCGGGAUUUUGAUCCAUACAGCAGUACGGCAGCUGCCCCUGACCAGCAAACUCACCAUGAUGUUUCUGGUGAACCAGUUCCAGAUCAAAACCGUCAGCUUGGUGUAGAUGUUCCGCUGAGUGUUUCUCCAGCCAAGCCAGUCAUUGCGGAGCGCAUCAAAUGGAAGCUAGGACCCACUUUCAACCCUGAGCCUUUUUUGGUUGACCCUGUUGUUCAAGCUGCUUUCAAAGACCCUGAUGUUUUGCGUAAACCUGCAACUGACUGGCCAGCAAGGCGGAGAGCGCGAGUGCAUUGCGACCGAGCUGAACUGAAGAAGCUGGCGGAAAAGUGGGACAAGCUGGGAAUGCGAUUGGCACUGUUUUUCUGGGAAAAGAGUUUGAAGGUUUUUCAUGCUAUGCGUCCUACUUUUGCAGUGCUGGAACAAGUUUUUCAUGAGGGGGUCGGCUUGCCAAUUCACCAACCUUUUUACCUGAGCGCGAUGGCGGUGAAUGAGCUGCUUGCGCUGUUACUGCUUGGUCCUCUGAUUCAAGCGGAUCUUCGGGUGUCAGUCACUGAGGAUGUUUUCAUGAUGGAUGCUAGUCCUUUUGGUGGCGCGCUCUGCAGAACACGUGUGGGCGCUUUUGCUGCCGAAGAGAUGUGGCGUCAUACAGAGCAGAGAGGUUACUAUACCGCGCUUCAACAUGGAGCGCGUGAAGUGCUGCAUGAAAAGGGCCUGGACCAUGAGGAAACCUUUGGUCCUCCCAGCGAGCAGACUGUGGACUUUGCUGUGAGUCUCUCACCGGCACCUCUGUGGCCCGGUGUCGAAGAUGUGACCUUCGACUGCAUUGAGCUGUUCUCUGGCUCCGGUAACUGGAGUAAGGCACAUGCUGCUGAAGGUUUUCGAGUGCAUCCUGGCAUUGAGCGUGGUGCUACUGGUGUGAGCUUUGGUGAUUUGAUGGACCCAGUCACCUUUCGGAAGACGGCUGCUUUAGCUGCAUCUGGAAAGGUGAAGGAGUGGCACGCUGGGCCGCCGUGCUGGUCAUUUGGCACUUUACGGCGCCCGAGAUUGCGGAGCAAGAUGUUUCCAGCUGGCUUCAAUCCUUCUGACCCGGUGACCUAUGAGCAGACCAUUUUAGCAAUGCGUACGGCUUUCAUUUUGACUUUAGCGCUCCUGAGUGGCUCCUACAUUUCUGCUGAACAACCAGGGGCCUCUGUCAUGUUUGAGUUGCAUUGUUUCCAAGUUCUGCUUUCACUGGGUUGCUGGCUUACACGUUUUCCUUUUUGCAGUUUUGGCAGUGGCUUUAACAAGCCUUCGAAGUGGCUACACAACAAACCCUGGCUCCUGCCUUUGGAGUCUACGUGCCAAUGCCGCUACAAGGGCUGCCAUUUUGUCAUCGAGGGCUCCUUCACACGCCAGUCCAUUGAGCUUUUUGAUCAGAGGUGCUCUCCAAGUGCUGCAGAGGUUUAUGGUCGUGCGCCCGUCCCUGGGGAAGCAGUCAGUGCUUAUUCAGCUAUGUAUCCUUGGUCUUUGGUGCAGCGCAUGGCACGCGGCAGCAAACUGGCGAGAGAUCAUGGUGCACCUACGACCAACACUGCGCAGCACACAGUGGAGCCGGAGACACGCAGAGCAUGGCACGAGGAUCCGGGCAGAAGCAGUUCUCGAGCUUUGAGCAGAAUCCUGCGUAGCUCCUUGGGCUACGUUUUGGGUGGUUGCCUUUACCCAGGCACUUUGCACUGCAGAUCUAGCUGGAACCGCGCUGAUGGUCCUUCUCGUGAUUCGGAAGUGCCUGGGCCUACGCGGGAGAUGCCUCUCUGGUUGACCGACCUUCAGAAAGGGCAAGUCAAACGCUUUGAUGUCAUCAUCAAGAGCGCAUGCUGGAGGAAUCCUCUGGGCCGCUGGGUCCGCUUGCUGUUGUUGCUUUGCGGUGACAUUGAGGAGAACCCUGGACCAGCAAAAAGCUACAUUCCUAGAGGUGAGCUGGACUUUGAUGUCGGUUUUUCACCGGCGACCCUGGAUAGGAUGCAAAAAUGUUUGCAGGAGUUCAGCUCAUGGUUGCAGACGCGUGCGCAGACCUCUUUGGAAGCUGUGCUGAUGACCGCUGAGGCGGUGGAUGCAGCCUUGCGAGCCUAUGGGAAGGAGUGUUUUGCUGCUGGAAAACCCAGGUACUGGCUGGUUUAUGCUAUUACAGCUGUUCAACAUUUGCGGCCACAGUUCCGCAAUUUUCUGGCUGGUGCAUGGCAAGUGGACCGCAAAUGGCAGAUUGAAGAGCCGGGUCAAUGUAGGGCAGUGUUGUCAGCUCCACUUAUCCGGGCCAUCAUUAGUUUGUCCUUGCUCUGGGGGUGGCGCAGUUUUGCUGCGUUAGUGGCAUUGGGAUUCUCUGGCAUGCUCCAUCCCAAUGAGUUUGUCAAUUUGAUGCGCUCUGAUUUGAUUUUUCCAAAGGACACUUUGGAGCAGCGAGCUGCAAUGUACAUCUACAUCAAAAACCCCAAGACAGCUAGGUUUGCUCGCAGACAGCAUGUGAAGGUUUUGGAUGAUUCAGUGAUCUGGCUGGCUAGAAAAGUCUUUUGGAGUUUGCCGAUGACAUCGAAACUCUUCAACGCAUCUAUGGCGGUGUUUCGCCGACAGUGGAAUGCAGUCCUGAGUCACAUAGGUGUCCCCCACAAGCAAAGUGUACGGGGGGCCACGCCAGGCACCUUGCGGGGCUCAGGCGCUACUCAUCUGUACCUUGAAGAUGAGGACCUGUCAAAGAUCUGCUGGCGCGGCCGAUGGGCCAAGAUGCGUACCCUGGAAUAUUACAUUCAAGAGGCUCUACGCCUCUUACAGGAGGAGGCUCGCUGUCAGCGUGUUGCUCUACCAGUUUCCAUCUCUGCUUCAGCGACAAGGUACUUGAGUCACUCCCAUGGCGAUCCUAAGAAGGCAUUGAAGAUGAUGGAGGCAACCACAGAGUGGCGCAGCUCCUACUUCACUAGGCCCCUUUCGGAUGUGAACAUGGCGGAGGAUUUGAGACUUGGUCUGGUGUAUUUCGCAGCUCGGGACAAGGCUCUUCGGCCAGUGUUGGUGUUUCGGGCUUCCCGAAUUCCUGCCGCAUGGCACAGAGAGCGGAGGUACGACCUGGUCAUCAGAGUUCUUGUCUUUUCCAUGGAGUAUUUCUUGUCGUACAUGGCAGUCCCUGGGAAAAUUGAAAGCAUCAAUGUGGUCAUUGAUCUGAAGGACUUGACCAUUUCUCAGAUUCCCAUUGGAGUGCUUCGGGAAGUUCACAGGAGCAUGGGCAUGUACUAUGUGGGGCGGAUUUUCCGCUUCUAUAUUUGCAACAUGCCGCGGAUACUUGGUACCUUGGUGCCGCUCGCUAAGAAGGUCCUGACGGAGCGCCAGCGACAAAAGCUGGUCUUCGUUUGCAGGCCGGAAGACAUCACUCGAGAUAUCGCCGCAGCGCAGCUGGAGGAGGACUUGGGUGGCGAACGACAGCCCAUCAAGGAGUUUUUCCCAUAUCCUUUGCUGCCUGGACCAUUUGAACCCAGUGAACCUCCGGUACGGUCUCGAAAAGACCCAGUGCCAGGGGUGCACAAGCUGCUGACGCCCGAUGGCUUCAAGGGUCGCUUGUGGAACUGGCGUGCCAAGCCCGAGGAGAAUCGGAGGCUCGAUUUUUCGGAGUGCGCCGCAGACAUCUUUCGCAAGUGUGGCCUGCCUGUCCCUGCUGAAGUGCUCGCACGAACCAAGCUGCAUGUAGACGACGGUCAGUCCAGAGACGCAGGCUCUAACGAGAAGGUCAACGAGACGAAUUUGACGAUCGAAGAGGAUCCUCAGCCAGAGGCAUUUGUGUCCGACGAGAGUACCAAGGACUCCCUCAGCAACGCCGAUUUGGAGGCCUUGGAGUCGCACCACCGAUCAAAGCUCGAGGAAGUUGAGGUCGUGCGCCGCCGCCGAUGCUGCUUUUUCUCUGGCUGCGGUGGGUGCUAGCCUCGCUGUGGAUCCGGUUGUUUGGCUGCUGACCUGAUACUGAAAACGAC
This is a messenger RNA of Cladocopium goreaui, 6164 nucleotides long. The record is from the annotation of a GenBank genome assembly. Lineage: Eukaryota; Dinophyceae; Suessiales; Symbiodiniaceae.